AUGGUGUACCCGGGGCACCCUGGCGCUGGCAGCGGGUACUACCCGGGUGGGUACAGAGGGGCACGAGGGCCUAAGUUUCCUGGACAAACUCAGGAUCCACUCUAUGGUUACUUCUCUGCUGUAGCUGGACAGGAUGGACAAAUAGAUGCUGAUGAAUUACAGAGAUGCCUUACCCAGUCAGGCAUUGCUGGAGGAUACAAACCUUUUAACCUGGAGACUUGUUGGCUGAUGGUUUCCAUGGUGGAUAGAGAUAUGUCUGGCACAUUGGGGUUCAAUGAGUUUAAAGAACUCUGGACUGUUCUGAAUGGCUGGAGACAACACUUCAUCAGUUUCGACAGCGAUAGGAGUGGAACAGUGGAUUCUCAAGAAUUGCAGAAGGCCCUGACAACGAUGGGAUUUAGACUGAGUCCCCAAACUGUGAAUUCAGUUGCAAAACAAUAUAGUACCAGUGGCAAGAUCACCUUCGAUGACUACAUCGCCUGCUGUGUCAAACUGAGGGCUCUCACAGAUAGCUUUCGAAGACGGGAACUGAGGGUUCUCACAGAUAGCUUUCGAAGACGGGAUACUGGUCAGCAAGGUGUUGUGAAUUUCUCAUAUGAUGAUUUCAUUCAAUGCGUCAUGACUGUUUAAUUCAAAAGGAAGCAGCAUGAACAUAAUCGACAUUCCAACUGGAGUUCGCAUUUGCUUACUCUUUGCCUUCAGUAACGCGUGCAAAUG
This is a messenger RNA of Castor canadensis (American beaver), 717 nucleotides long. Lineage: Eukaryota; Metazoa; Chordata; Mammalia; Rodentia; Castoridae. The record is from RefSeq and is a predicted model, not a curated record.